This is a messenger RNA of Argentina anserina (silverweed cinquefoil), 1313 nucleotides long. RefSeq names its product 2-oxoglutarate-dependent dioxygenase 19-like. The transcript is spliced from 4 exons. The record is from RefSeq and is a predicted model, not a curated record. Bases 64 to 1155 code for a protein of 363 amino acids. Lineage: Eukaryota; Viridiplantae; Streptophyta; Magnoliopsida; Rosales; Rosaceae.
UUACAUCCCUGUCCUUAGCUCUGUCUCUCCCCUUCUCUAACCUCUCCGGCCUCUCUCGUCGCUAUGGCCCCUGCAACAGAUCCAGUAGUUACACAGAAGCCAAGUACUAUUGUAUCGCCAAACUCCAUAACCAUAAAGAAGCUUGCAGAGUCAUCACAAGUCACUUUUGUUCCUUCAAAUUAUACGUACACAGAUACUCCUCAAUAUGAGGCAGUUUUGAUAGAUAACGAAGCAAAAGUCCCCAUCGUUGACUUCUCUCUUCUCACAUCUAGUUCUCCAGAGCUGAGGUCCAAAGCCAUCAGCGAUCUUGGUAAAGCAUGCGAGGACUGGGGCUUCUUCCUGGUCAUCAAUCACGGUGUGCCUGAGGAGCUGAUGAAAGCCGUCAUGGAUGGUACUUUAAGAUUUUUUGAUCUCAGUGAGGAGGAGAAGCAUGAGUAUGAAGGGAAGCAUGUAUUGGACCCAAUAAGGUGUGGCACCAGCUUCAAUGCUUCGGUGGACAAAGUUUUGUUUUGGAGGGAUUUUCUUAAGGUUCUUGUUCACCCUGAGUUUCACUUCCCUGAUAAACCCACUGGCUUCAGUGAGCUUUCAUCGGAGUAUUGCAAGAGAACAAGAGAAGUUACAUGGGAACUACUAAAAGGAAUAUCAGAGAGCUUAGGAUUGGAAGCUGACUACUUGGAUACAGCCUUGAAUGUGAAGACCGAAGGUUUACAGAUCUUCAUUGCAAACUUGUAUCCUCCUUGCCCACAGCCAGAACUGGCACUGGGGAUGCCCCCUCAUUCUGAUCAUGGCCUCCUCACCCUCCUCAUUCAAAAUGGAAUUGGUGGCCUGCAAGUGCAACACAAUGGAAAAUGGGUCAAUGUCGACGCCGUACCUAACUCGUACCUUGUUAACACUGGCGAUCACCUUGAGAUCUUUAGCAAUGGGAAGUACAAGAGCAACAUACAUCGAGCAACGUUAAACAACAAAGCUACAAGAGUAUCAAUCGCCGUUCCAACUGGCCCAUCUCUAGAUGUCGUUGUUACUCCGGCAUCUAAGUUGGUAGAAAAUGGACAUCAUCCACCGGCAUAUGUAGGGAUGAAGUAUAAGGAUUAUCUAGAACUUCAGCAAAGCAACAUGCUUGAUGGGAAAGCGAUUUUGGAUCGUGUGCGUAUGUAAAUUAUCUCACACCCUAAUAUCUGGUAUCUAGCUACAUGGUGUUUCCAUAGUAUCCAACAAUAAGCAAGUCGAGAGAGAAUUUUCUAAACAAUUUCUAAUAAUUAUACGGUAAUCUUAUUAUUAUUAUUAUUAUUAUUAUUAUUAUUAUUAUUAUUAUU